AUGUUUGUUUUGUUUAAUUACAGGCGGGGAUAAGAAAUACAGAUAACGUGAGAGUGGCUGGUAUCACAGAUAGAGAGCUACAUAGACAAGCACGCACCAUUUUAGUUGAAAUGGGACAAUUUUUCCAGGUACAAGAUGAUUACCUAGAUUGUUUUGGGGAUCCAAGUGUUACUGGGAAAGUAGGUACUGAUAUUGAAGAAGGUAAAUGUACAUGGCUUUCUGUUGUGGCAUUGCAACGGGCAUCCCCUUCACAGCGAGCAGUGAUGGAGGAGCAUUAUGGCAGAUCGGACCCAGAUAGCAUUGCCAAAGUGAAGGACCUUUAUAAGGAAUUAGGACUUCCUGCAACCUACCGUGCAUACGAAGAUUCGACUUCAUCCAUGAUUCGCAUUCACAUUCAGCAGAUUUCUCGAGGUCUCAACCAUAAUGUCUUUUUCAAGUUCCUCGAAAAGAUACACAGACGCUCUAGUUAAGGCCACCAAGUCAAGUAAUAAAUUAUUUCAGUACUAGAGCAUUCCAUUUGUACUUGUACUUUGUUAUUGAUUGACAUCACAAUGAAACAUCAUUUGUAUGUAAAAUCUGAUAAUGCUUCUUACAAAGGUGAUCAUGCUUUUGUGCAGAUACAUAUUUUUUGUGCCUAUGUGUAUGUUAUGAAUUUAAAGUUUUAAUUGCAUCCACAAUUAGGCAUUUAUGAAAUAUGAAGUGGCUAUGAUAAAUCAGAUUUUCGUUCUUCCUUUAUUUUAGUUGUGGUGGAAUAUUUAGAUUACUUCUCAUAGGUCAGAGUAAUUGUAUAGUUGUAGGUGAGUUCCAAAGUAUAGGAUGAACUAAACUGGUGAUGUGAAUGCUAAUUGUUUUUGUUAUACUUAAUUGUAUAUAUUUUGAGUGUUAGUAAAAUUUGAAUUCUAGAAGAGUAUAAGAUAGUGUUUGCUUAUGAGACACUUUGUAGAACUGGCAUCUAUAAGUCUUCCACACUGAAGUGAUGUGAAAUUUAAUUAUCUCAAGACCUUGUGACUGGAAAAUUAAUUGUUUACUAACUUACAGUGAUGAUCGGUCCUUGAUAUCUCCCAUUGUCUUGGAAUUACUGUACUAGUUCUAAAGUUUAUCUUUUACAUGUGUGAAUUCUUCCCUUAGCUAUUUUGUCUUGUUUAUUUUAGCUUUCUAACUUGAACGCUGUUGGUUCACUUUCCCACAUUUUAUUGAGGCAGAUUUUUCCCUUGAAGUACAGUUUAAGAGUUAAAUGAUGGCAGCAAUUAGCGUUACAUUGCUUAUCUGUUUAAAAAUUUAAGAGUUGAACGAUGGCAGCAAUUAGCGUUACAUUGCUUAUCUGUUAAAAAAUUUUAAAGAGUCAGUGUAUGUUAGAUCUAUUUAUAAUGCAGCUGUCAUGUUAUCCAAAUUAGGUUUGUACUUUAUCAUGUCUUUGUCUGAUUAGAAUAAGUACAUUAUAGGCUGUAAGUAGCUCUGGUGUUUAUUUAAGAUUAACUGAGUUUUCUUAUAUUUGUGAUAUGUUAUAGUUCACAUUUUUCUCCAAUGCUACCACAACAAUUGUUUAUUGGAAUUUAUUCUGUACUUAGUCUUUUUGCUCUCAGUUUAUGGUUGAUAAAUAGAUUUUUUUUAAAGAGUUUAUGGUUGAUAAAUAGAUUUUUUUUCAAAGAGCAAGUAGUAAGACGUAAUGGCUGUGACCUCUUUUUUACUUGUGAGUUUUGUAAGUUAAGUCAUCGUUAAAGGGGAAGGUACGUACUGUAGUUAUAUAUAGAAUAUGGGAAGGGACUAUAGUACUGUAUUCAAAAUCAUUAUUGUAAUCCUUGAAUACAUAGCAAAGUGUGUUCUUGGUAAACUAAGAGUAUUUUCUGUUAAGAUACACUUUUGUGCAGCUUAGUGAUUUGCCUAGAAUUAAAGAUUUUCUAGCAGUGUAAAUGUUUUCCAAAGUAGAUAUGUAAAACGGUUCUGUGUAUGAGAGGAAAUUAAAGGUAAAUGCUU
Molecule: messenger RNA, 1974 nt
Organism: Macrobrachium nipponense
Lineage: Eukaryota; Metazoa; Arthropoda; Malacostraca; Decapoda; Palaemonidae
Gene: Fpps
Product: farnesyl pyrophosphate synthase-like
Exons: 4
Coding region: 111-470 (119 amino acids)
Biological process (GO): trans, trans-farnesyl diphosphate biosynthetic process
Cellular component (GO): cytoplasm
Molecular function (GO): dimethylallyltranstransferase activity; (2E,6E)-farnesyl diphosphate synthase activity
Source: RefSeq, a predicted model, not a curated record